AAAGUUGAGCUGAUUAGGGGCUUUGGUUAUCAGUAGAAGCGGGAGUAGUGUACAAGGCGGGCGUGCAUCGUGCCGUGGUCGUAGUCAGUCGCGCGUGAGUUUCCAGCACGAGUGCAACCUCGGAGAUGGAGCAGAACGGACAGGUUACGGAAACCUCAAUGGUUAUCGUAGAGAACGGCGAAGAGAUAGUCAAAGUUAACAAAAUGCAAAUGGUCAAUGGAGGCAGCCAACCACUCAACGGUCCGGACCAAGUAUUGCCCGCUGACGACUACCAAACCUGGAUCCCGGAAGGGCGCGUGAAGCUUCGCCUGGCGCCGCGAGGGGUCGCCGGCGAGCCCCCGAUAUCCGUGCCGGGCCUCCUGCGACAGACCGCCGCCAGAUACCCCGACAGUCCUGCGCUAUGUACAAAGAAAGAUGGGAAGUGGCACAAAAUCACGUAUAAGCAGUACCUGGAACGAGUAAGGACAGUCGCAAAAGCAUUCCUCAAGCUCGGUUUAGAGCGAUUCCACUCCGUGUGCAUACUUGGCUUCAACUCCGAACAAUGGUUCGUGGCAGACUUGGCAGCUAUUCACGCAGGAGGUUACGCAGCGGGUGUCUACACGACGAAUUCGGCGGAAGCAUGCCUGUAUUGUCUUGAGAAGUCGCGAGCGAAUAUUUGCGCGGUACAGGACAAAAAGCAGUUGGACAAAAUCCUAUCGGUCCGCCAGAAAUGUCCGACGCUCAAAGCUAUUAUACAGUGGGAGGGCCCCGUCGACAGUUCAAUACCUGGACUGUACAGUUGGGAACAAAUAUUAGAAAUAGGACAAAAGGAGCCAGAUGGACCGCUAGACAAUAUUCUGAGGAGUAUCGGUGUCAACGAGUGCUGCACUAUAGUCUAUACGUCCGGAACCGUAGGUCCCCCGAAGGCCGUGAUGCUGUCACACGACAACCUGACGUGGGACGCGUACUCCAUCUCGCAGCGAGCCGGUGACAUCCAGCCGACGGUCGACAGUCUCAUCUCCUUCUUGCCACUCAGUCAUGUUGCUGCUCAGGUGGUGGACAUAUACCUAACCUUGAUGAACGCCGUGACGGUGUACUUUGCCCAACCAGAUGCACUCAAGGGCAGCCUGAUUGACACACUGAAGGAUGUUCGCCCUACCAGACUAUUAGCAGUACCUCGGCUAUGGGAAAAAAUGUACGAGAAAAUGAUGGCCGUCGGCGCCCAGAGCGGAUCCCUGAAGCGAUGCAUCGCUGUUUGGGCCAAAGAGAAAGGGCUGAAGUACCACCUUGGCAGGAUUGAAGGGGCCUUAUCAGCCGGCAUGAGAGGCCUCCCCAUAGAGUUCACCACCCUCGAAAUGUUACAGUAUUGGCGUGACGGCAUGACUCUAAGUUACAAAAUGGCGCUGAUGGUGUUCAGCAAAGUGCGAGAAAACCUAGGACUAGACCGAUGUGUCACGUUUGUGACGGCCGCCGCUCCGCUGUCGGCAGACAUCAAGAAAUUCUUCUUGUCACUGGACAUCCCUAUCAUGGAGGCGUUUGGCAUGAGCGAGGGCUCUGGCGCGCAUUCGCUGAGCAUCGAUCCCAAGUUCAACCUCACCUCAGUGGGCGAGCUGCUAGAAGGCACAGAAACCAAGUUCGAAGGGUCGAUGUCUCAGAAUGGCCCUGGUGAGAUCCUGAUGCGGGGUCGCCACGUGUUCAUGGGAUACCUUGGCGACGAGGAGAAGACACGCUCGACCAUCGACAGCGACGGCUGGCUGCAUUCUGGUGACGUCGGCAGAGUCGACAGCCAUAACUUCCUCUACAUUACUGGCAGGAUAAAGGAACUGUUGAUCACCGCCGGCGGUGAGAAUGUGGCCCCAGUACUCAUCGAGCAGACGGUACAAGCGGAGUUACCUCACGUCGGGUACGCGGUUCUUAUCGGCGACCGACGCAAGUUCCUAUCGAUACUUCUUACGCUCAAAUGCAAAGUUGACAAUGAGUCUGGGGACCCUCUGGACGAGUUAGACCCGGUGACACAGAAAUGGGUGGAAAGCUUGGGAAGCAAAGCCAAAAGCCUCCGAGAGAUUUCAAAAACCAAAGAUCCUCUUGUGUCCAAAGCAAUUGAAGCCGGCAUAGUGCGAGCAAACAAACAGGCGAUUUCAAACGCACAAAAAAUCCAGAAGUUCUCCAUUUUGCCGGCGGACUUUUCCGUUAACACAGGAGAGUUGGGACCAACACUAAAAAUCAAGCGUAACGUGGUAUACGAGAAAUAUUACGACAUCAUCGAAGACUUCUACAAGGACUGAUAAUUGAUAGCAAGGCUACUUGAACACGAGUAUCUUACAGGGGAUUACUAGUUAACAAUUAUAUUUAUUAUUAGACAAUAACAGGACUUAAGAGUGGUGCUAUUCUUAUCUGAGAUAUAGGGAACUAGCGAGAUAACAGUUGCGGGACAGCUACUUAACAGAUAAAAUAGAUUCAAGACAUAAUAUAAGAGUACAGUCAAGGAAUAGGUGUAUGAUUAUUUACUAUAAUUUGCGUUGAAGCUUUGGAGAUUUUAGAAGUACGCGGAAGGGCUUGCUUCGAAGUGCUUUUCAAGUCCUCAAAUCUUGUCGCAGAUUAAUCUUACAUGACCUCCUAAGGCUGAUUGGCCUAUCUUUAAAACUUGUGCAAUAAUGUUAAAAAAAAUUCAAUUGAAACAGAGUUGCAUUUGUUUGGUUCGUUAGAUUUUCAAACGAAGUAAAUUCAACUUUGUUUCCUACACUAUAGUUUUAAGUUUCUAAUAAAUGUUAGGUUUUUUAUUGUUUAUCUGGGCUUUAGGAGGCUAGGAUAAGGACGUCAAAUGAUUGUCGACGAUAAAUUAUAUUAAAUGUUUGCUCAAAUAGGGACACGUGGUAUGACUGGAAUCAUUGUGAUGUUAAAAAUUUAUUGUUAAAUCGAAAUCAAAUUAUAUUUUUAUAAGUAUAAAUAUAUACUAUUUUGAAAA
Molecule: messenger RNA, 2944 nt
Organism: Leguminivora glycinivorella
Lineage: Eukaryota; Metazoa; Arthropoda; Insecta; Lepidoptera; Tortricidae
Product: very long-chain-fatty-acid--CoA ligase bubblegum-like
Cellular component (GO): endoplasmic reticulum; membrane
Molecular function (GO): long-chain fatty acid-CoA ligase activity
Source: RefSeq, a predicted model, not a curated record